Brassica napus (rape) is the source of this 636-nucleotide messenger RNA. RefSeq names its product VQ motif-containing protein 31. The record is from RefSeq and is a predicted model, not a curated record. Lineage: Eukaryota; Viridiplantae; Streptophyta; Magnoliopsida; Brassicales; Brassicaceae. The coding region runs from base 1 to 432 and encodes 143 amino acids. The transcript is spliced from 2 exons.
AUGAAUAACCAAGGAAGUCAGAACGUUGCAACUUGCAAGCCCGUCACUACAUUUGUCCACACUGACACCGACACUUUCAGAGAAGUCGUGCAGCGCUUGACAGGUCCAUCAGAGAGCAAUGCUGCAGCAAUACCAGAAGCAACAGUGAUAAAAACCGCCAUUCAAAGGAAACCCACUUCUAAGCUCCAUGAGAGAAGGCAAUGCAUGAGGCCAAAGCUUGAAAUUGUCAAACCUCCUCUAAGCUUUAAACCCACUGAAGGAGAUAAAGCAGAUCCAGAUAGUUGUACAACAAACAACGAAGAAGAGGAGAGAGCCAUUAAAGAAAGACGCUUUUACUUGCAUCCAUCGCCAAGAUCUAAACCAGGGUAUACAGAGCCAGCGUUGCUUACUUUGUUUCCUUUAACAUCUCCCAAUUCAAGUGGCAGACCAUAAAGCGUGUUCUCUGCCAACUAUCCCAAAGCUCAUGUACAUGUAGCGUUUCAGAACUGUAUCAUUGAAAGAGAAAGACUCUUCACUUGCAUUAUCUUAAUCAAGAUUUGUCUCUGUAACAUUUCUGCAAUGCUUUUUCUUUCUUCAUCGGUUAAAACGCCACAGGCUCUUUCAUCUGAACAAAUAAAGCAUUUAGUACGUCGAACA